This is a messenger RNA of Topomyia yanbarensis, 1536 nucleotides long. RefSeq names its product cleavage stimulation factor subunit 1 (gene CstF50). Gene Ontology annotation, biological process: mRNA 3'-end processing. Lineage: Eukaryota; Metazoa; Arthropoda; Insecta; Diptera; Culicidae. Gene Ontology annotation, molecular function: protein binding; RNA binding. The record is from RefSeq and is a predicted model, not a curated record. Gene Ontology annotation, cellular component: mRNA cleavage stimulating factor complex. The coding region runs from base 115 to 1398 and encodes 427 amino acids. The transcript has 2 exons.
UUUGGCAUUUCCAGAUCGUUUUCAUUUGUUGCUACCGCUGCCGGCUACUGUUCUGUUUUUGAAAAAUUAUAAUUUUAGUAAUUUCGUGACGAAAAGCAAAGCAUAGCUCUCAACAUGAUGAAGGACUCGGAUUUUGUGGACCCCAAAAAUGUUGUCAAAUGUCGGGAGCUUCUGUAUCGUUUGAUGAUAAGCCAAUUGUUUUACGAUGGCCAUCACCAGCUGGCCGUGGAAUUAACCGGACUGGUACGUGCUGACCCGCCCUGUCCACCGUCCGAUCGACUGCUCAACAUUUUCCGGCAGGCAAGUCAGAUCGACUCGAACAAGCAACCGAACGUUUUCGAUGAGGUAUCAUCCGGGUUGGAUCUUGAAUUUGAGAUUGAAAGUAGUGCCAUGGCACCGGAACCAGCUUCGUACGAAACUGCUUACGUUACCUCCCACAAGGCUGCUUGCCGGGCCGGUUGCUUCAGUUAUGAUGGACAGUUGGUGGCUACUGGUAGUGUUGAUGCCAGUAUUAAAAUUUUGGACGUGGACAGAAUGUUAGCCAAAUCGGCUCCGGACGAGCAGGAACCGGGUCGCGAACAGCAGGGUCAUCCGGUUAUCAGGACACUGUACGAUCAUACGGAUGAGGUUUCGUAUCUGGAGUUUCACCCGAAAGAUCAGAUUCUAGCUUCGGCUGCUCGAGACCACACGGUAAAGCUGUUUGAUAUUUCAAAAGCUUCCGUCAAGAAGGCACACCGAGUUCUGAGUGAUUGUGCUCCAGUUUGUUGUCUUGCGUUUCACCCGACUGGUGACUACAUGGCCGUUGGAACCGAUCAUCACGUUCUCAGAGUUUACGACGUACAAACUGGGCAGUGCUUUGUCAGUGCUAUCCCAUCUCAACAGCACACUGAUUCUAUUUCCUGCGUUAGAUAUUCGGUGAAUGCCAAAGUUUACGCUACGGGAAGUAUGGAUGGCUCCAUUAAACUUUGGGAUGGAGUUAGCGGUCGCUGUAUCAACACUUUCGCUCAAGCUCACGAUGGAUCGGAGAUCUGUUCAGUUGUAUUCACACGCAAUGGGAAAUACCUGCUUUCAUCGGGUCAGGAUUCUUUGGUUAAACUGUGGGAACUGAGCACUAGUCGCUGUUUGAUUGCAUACACCGGUGCUGGCACGACUGGCAAACAAGAGCAUCAAACGCAAGCCGUAUUCAAUCACACUGAAGAUUACGUUCUCUUCCCAGAUGAAGUGACCACAUCCUUGUGCUCCUGGAAUUCACGCAACGCUUCCCGUUGCCAUCUGAUGUCGCUUGGACACAACGGAGCAGUGCGUUUCAUUGUGCACUCGCCGAACCAUCCGGCGUUCCUGACCUGUUCGGAUGACUACCGAGCGAGAUUCUGGGUGAGACGGUCCAAUUCGCACUAAAGACAAUUAUGAGACUAGUUGCAUGCCCAAUCCAAUUUUAUACAUCUCUAGUAUUAACUGGUAUCGCAUUUCACUCUUUUAUAUUAGGUCCAUCAUGAAGCAUACUGAAUAAAGACACUGAAUAAUAUGGUAACCUAA